AUGGUUAGACCGUUCAAAUUGAUAUUUGAUGAAUUUGAAUGUUUGAAUCUGAUGAUUACCAGACCUGUGAUGACGGAUCCUGCUAUUAAACUACCCGUCGUAGUAUGGAUACACGGUGGGGGAAAUGUGGCUGGUACUCCAUACAGGACGAUAUGUGACCCUUCUGACUGGAUUUCACAAUCGAUUAAGAUGGCCAAGCCUGUAAUAUUUGUGAGCCUACAGUAUCGGGUUCAUCUCUUUGGCGCGCUACCCUAUGAAGGUAUAGGUAACUUUUUUUUGCAUGACCAGCGAUUGGGUUUACAGUGGGUUCAUGAAUAUAUCGACUAUUUUGGCGGUGACAAGAAUCGAGUGACUUUAAUAGGACAGUCUGCAGGUAGUUGCUGUGUAGCAGCUCAAGCAAGUGCCAAGGGUGCCGAGCAGCUGUUUAAGAGGGCCGCGCUUAUGAGCGGAAGUAUAUCUAGCAUGCCUUUUAUGACAUUAGAUCAGUACGGUGCUAAGAGCAAAGAAAUUGCUGAAGCGGCCGGUUUAGAGACUGUCGAAGAGCUCUCUAACUUGCCCUGGAAGCAAUUGGUUGAUGCUGGGGUCAAGUGCAACUUUAACGUUGCCUAUGCAGUCGAUGACGGGAAGUUUCUUGGUUAUGGUCAGUUAAAUCGGGCACAUACACUUGUAGAAUCCAUAAUACUGAGUGAUUGUAUAGAAGAUGGCUAUUUUUUCACAGAUUAUUUUACUCAGGGGAUAGGUGAUCUGUUUACUGAGAUAAAGCAAAUAGCUUGCGAUGAAAAGGUUUCACAGCAACUAUUAGCAGCCUACAACAUUGUCGAAGAUGAAUCGAUUAUAAAGAGGAUAGGAGAUUUAUUAACAGAUGCCAUUUUUUGUCAAGGGAAUGAGAAUAUGGAUAUCGAAGUUCGCAAAUCUGGUGCUACAAAAGUUUUCAGGCAGUUCUUUGAUGCAAACAAUCCUUUUAAUCCAACAUUGGGUAACAAUCACAUGGUAGAAGUUCUUUAUCUUUUCAAUGCAUACAACGUUGCAGCGAAAUAUCAACCAAUCACUAGGGAUGUUCAAUCUAGAUGGAUUAACUUCUUCUACGGUCACGAUCCAUGGAGCAGUGAAUGCUGUCUUCGGGUGUCUGAUACUGGAGUUGAGGAAAUAUCCUAUAAUCAGCGGGGUCAGUACAGAAGAAUUAAAAACUUCGAUUUACUUUCUAGUUUAGACCCGAAAUCUAUGCAUAGACUAACCGGUGAUGGCUGGGACUGA
Messenger RNA from Sugiyamaella lignohabitans, 1254 nucleotides. RefSeq lists its product as uncharacterized. NCBI's taxonomy places the organism in Eukaryota, Fungi, Ascomycota, Dipodascomycetes, Dipodascales, Trichomonascaceae. The coding region runs from base 1 to 1254 and encodes 417 amino acids. The transcript has a single exon. The record is from RefSeq and is a predicted model, not a curated record.